AUGGAUUUCCUCAGGAAAGUUGGAGCGUGGAUUGCACCACCUCCGGCAAAGUCAGAGGAUGGUCGCGACCAAUGGCCAUCCCGGGCAGCCUUCUUACUCGCAGCCAUGGGAGGCUGCGCCGGGCAGGGCAAUCUUCUUCGAUAUCCUUCCGUGCUAUACAAUAACUACGGACUACAAUGGUUCAUUCCAUAUCUGCUUGCAGUGUUCCUUAUCGCUAUACCUGCACUUAUACUGGAGGUGUCCAUUGGGCAAGCGUACCGUGGAGGUACAGUCAUCGCCUUUAACAACAUCAACCGUCGUCUCAAAGGUGUCGGUAUGGGCCCUGUGAUCGUGUCCUUCCUGGUCGUACAGUACUUCACCGUCAACCUGGCCUGGAUCAUGAACUACUUUCGGUACAGUUUCACGAGCCCUUUGCCAUGGGAGAACAGAAUAGAAGACUUCUACUGGAACGAUAUCUUGCAGGUUGGCGACAUUAUUGAAGGAAGUCUCAGUGCCGAUGGAAAUUCAGUCGCAGCCUACCAGCAAUAUCCGAACAGAGCGCUUAUUGGAGAAACUGUUGGCUGGUCAAUCUUCAUCUGGUUUUUAAUCUGGAUCUCUAUCUUCCGCGGCGUGGGCAUGACAGGUCGUGUCGUCUACUUUACCAUGGGUCUACCGAUCGUAACAACUAUCAUUUUCGUCGGCCGCGCACUGUCUCUUGACAACGCCAGCGAGGGUGUUGCACUUAUCUGGCGGACCUGGAGAGCCGAUCAACUGGCAUCAGGCACUGUCUGGCAAGUCGCAGUCGGUCAAGUGUUCUUCUCCACCGGAAUCGGAUUCGGCUACUUUACUUCCUACGCAUCUUACAACCAGAAACACAGCAACGCGGUGAUGGACGCUAUCCUCAUCUGCGGAUCUAACGUCCUUUUCGAAAAUUUUGCAGCUUUCGCUGUCUUUGGUGUUGUUGGGUACCUGCGCAGAUGGCCUACUGAUGGCGUAAGACUUGGGGCCUUCGUGGUCGGAUUUCUAACAUUACCGGAGGCCGUGCUGCAAAUGCCAGGCGCGAACUUCUGGGCUGUACUCCUGUUCUUCACUUUGGUAGUCCUCGGCUUCAGCUCCGCUUUCGUCAUGCUGGAUGUUGUCGUCACCUUAAUCUGCGACUCUGGAAUGGUCAAGGCUUCGCGCCCGACCGUCGUCACAGUGCUCACGAUCAUGUCCUUCCUCAUGUGCCUACCGUACUGCACGGAGUUCGGAUACUACCUUCUCGAUGGAGUCGAUCGAUGGGUGAACAACGUAGCAUUGAUCUUCGUGGUAUGGUCCGAAGUGUCCAGCGCUACGACUGUCUACCGCUGGAGAGACAUAGUCGACCAGACUGGACUUCCUGCUUUUAUUGUCUACAACGUUGGCUUCUUCGGAGGACAAGUUUUCGGCAUAUCGCUGGCCCACGGAAUAUCGAAUGCCGCUGCAGGCGCCGGGGCUGGAAUCGCAUUCUGGGUUGUCAUGUCCAUCGUGGCUGUGCUCGUCGCACGCUCGCCUGAUGCGUCGGCGCCUAGCUUCUGGAAUUGGAACAAGCUUGUGCGAAAAUUUUGGUUCCUUGCAUUUUAUUCGGGCAACCAAAUCCGACGCGACUUGAACGUGAUCGUCGGACAAGGAAAAAAUUGGAAAAUUCCCUUCUUCCUUCCCGUCCUGCUCCGCUACAUCUCAGGGCCCGUCCUCGCAAUCAUCUUCUCAUUCGCCUUCCCAGAGUUCCAUACCUUGAGAUACGACCCGAUGAUGAUCACUGGAUUCAUCCUCUCCAUCUUGACCAUCAUUGUAGUUUUGGUGGGCGCCGUGAUGCCCCGGUACUACGAUGCAUUUAUUCCUAUAGAACGAAAAGACGAAGGCACCGAACCAACGAUCGCAAUGGAAACCAAAGGCGAAGUCGCAGGAUUGCCUAUCAGCGAGGUGGCGAAUGCUGAAAGUGGACAUGGAAGCAUGAUGAGAGAGUCCUCUCUGGAACACGACGACAAGGCUGUGAAUAGUGAUGAACCACCGCCAGCGUAUAAACCAGCGCGUUGA
This is a messenger RNA of Parastagonospora nodorum SN15, 2034 nucleotides long. RefSeq lists its product as hypothetical. The record is from RefSeq and is a predicted model, not a curated record. The coding region runs from base 1 to 2034 and encodes 677 amino acids. NCBI's taxonomy places the organism in Eukaryota, Fungi, Ascomycota, Dothideomycetes, Pleosporales, Phaeosphaeriaceae. The transcript is spliced from 3 exons. Gene Ontology annotation, cellular component: membrane. Gene Ontology annotation, biological process: sodium ion transmembrane transport.